CAGGUACAUUUUCCGCGAGGGGAUAUCUGCACAAGGAAGAGGCCAUUCGAGGCCUUGUACGAGAAUGGUGUUGAGCAUGCAGCUUUGUUGGACGCUCUUGCCACCAAUAUUACUUCUGGUGAUGCUUGUUACACCAAGACUCGGUGCAGCUAUUGACUGCUUCAAAUGCGUGUCAAUAAACGGGCAGUAUCCGCCUUGCGAUGAUCCGUUUCACAACAACCACACGGAUGCCAUUCUGGAAGCGCCGUGCAAGGGCGGCCGCAAAGGGCGGAACGGUCUCUUCCCAGCCACCGCUUGCAUCAAACUGGCCGGCGUUUACGAGAACGGCGACCGCAUCACUGUGCGCGGCUGUGCCCUGGACAGCGGAACGCUCACCACCGAUACGGAGAUCGUCCGCAUGUCGCACUGCGGGGGGUUCAUGUACGACAACAGAUACGUCCGUGGUUGCCUUCAGAGCUGUGAUGACGCCGAUGCAUGUAAUAGCGCCCACGUGCUCUCCUCCAGGGGCUAUGAAACUACUGCUACAGCACUACUGUCUACGGCGCUUGCGGGGAUGCUGACGGCCAUGUUGACAGAGAAUAUCGCGUGACGCGUCUGGUGUCGUAACGUUAUCGGCACCGAUCUGAGGCCGAAGCACACUGCCCCAAUUCUUGGACGACUUGGCCCCCUUCCGCCUCGUCAGCCGCUAAGCAGCCGGAGACCGCAACUCAGCGAAUCACUAGAAGCCUUCAUAGAAACGUCUCUGACAAGAUAUGAGCUUUCACUUCCUCUAUGUGCGAAGUGGCGACAUAUUUGUGCAUGGACCGAUGUGGGAACAUAUCUACGAAUACAUAAACAUUAUUUCCUCUGGAAAUAUCAUAAAAAAAAGUACACGGUUAAAUGAUUUGUGAGUAUAUCAAACGUUUUCUAAUUGCUUAAACUGCUGAUUAAAAUAUUCAUCUUCGAGAACAAUAAUAUUGAAAUGAGAAAACACAAUUGAAGGAAAUUCCAUUCAAUUUUAAAAUGAUAGCUCUUAAUUUCUCUCCAUCACAAACGCUAAAAAUUCGUAGUUUGGAGUAGGAAGAAAGUUACAUUUUUAGAUAGAAAACAUCGUGAUGGAAGGCGGUAAAGGAAUUCAAGGUAGAAAUAUGCCUUACCUCUCUGGCAUUGUUCUUGAGGUAUCAAUAUUUCCAAUUAUUAAAUGAUAUUUUAUUCCUGCACAUACGUAAUAUCAAAUUACAAAAACGAAUAUCGUCACUUAUUUGUGUCUCAC
Messenger RNA from Gryllus bimaculatus (two-spotted cricket), 1252 nucleotides. NCBI's taxonomy places the organism in Eukaryota, Metazoa, Arthropoda, Insecta, Orthoptera, Gryllidae. The record is from the annotation of a GenBank genome assembly.